This is a messenger RNA of Rangifer tarandus platyrhynchus (Svalbard reindeer), 420 nucleotides long. NCBI's taxonomy places the organism in Eukaryota, Metazoa, Chordata, Mammalia, Artiodactyla, Cervidae. The record is from the annotation of a GenBank genome assembly.
AUGGCGGUGUGCGUAGCGGUGAUCGCCAAGGAGAAUUAUCCUCUUUACAUCCGCAGCGUCCCCACGGAGAAUGAGCUCAAGUUCCACUACAUGGUGCACACAUCCCUGGACGUGGUGGAUGAGAAGAUCUCUGCCAUGGGGAAGGCCUUGGUGGACCAGAGGGAGCUCUACCUAGGCCUGCUCUAUCCUACAGAAGACUACAAGGUAUACGGCUAUGUGACCAACUCCAAGGUGAAGUUUGUCAUGGUAGUGGAUUCCUCCAACACAGCACUCAGAGACAACGAGAUCCGCAGUAUGUUCCGGAAGCUGCACAACUCCUACACAGAUGUAAUGUGCAACCCCUUCUAUAACCCCGGGGACCGCAUUCAGUCCAGGGCCUUCGAUGGCAUGGUGACUUCCAUGAUGAUCCAGGUCUGCUGA